Molecule: messenger RNA, 1047 nt
Organism: Fomitopsis serialis
Lineage: Eukaryota; Fungi; Basidiomycota; Agaricomycetes; Polyporales; Fomitopsidaceae
Product: P-loop containing nucleoside triphosphate hydrolase protein
Exons: 5
Coding region: 35-745 (236 amino acids)
Cellular component (GO): mitochondrion
Molecular function (GO): GTP binding
Source: RefSeq, a predicted model, not a curated record
GCGGCGGUGUUUGCUUUGGCUGCCAGCAGCUCCCAUGUCAGGACUACACCGACAUGAAGUAACUCCUCUCAUACGUGGACUUUCGAGACGCCUGUUCUCUAACUCUGCGAGCGACGUGUUCUCUGAUGCCUCUGCCGCUGAACUCCUGAUUUCAGCGGCGAGUCCAACGUCGAUCCCACGCUUACAAGGUCUGCCUGAAGUUAUCGUCACUGGCCGAGCGAACGUAGGCAAGUCAACCUUGCUCAAUGCUCUUCUAGGCCGUCGCAAUCUUGCACACACCAGUCAGAAACCUGGACGCACUCGGACUCUCAACUUCUAUCGUGUUGGUCGCGAGCCGGGGAAGCUUAUUCUCGUCGACGCCCCGGGAUACGGCGCGCGAGGUCGUCCACAAUGGGGCGAGGUAUUCAAUCACUACGUCAAGACGCGCGAAGAACUGAGGAGAGUAUACGUGCUAGUCAACGCGACCCACGGUCUCAACGACCCAGACCGCGCGAUGUUGCAGUCUCUCGACGCGCAAUGUCAAGCCACCUCCGGUGCGAAGUUCACAUUGCAAGCCGUCAUCACGAAGGCCGACGGCCUUUUACGGUCCAGCGAUGGUCGGGGUGCGAUCAAAGACAUCCAGAGGGACAUCUUCGAGACGGCCCCGACAUGUCUGCCAGCCAUUGUUACUGCAGCACUGGAAGAGUCCCGCCUUGGCAUCGAUGACCUGCGGAAAAGCAUAGAGGAAGCCUGUGGUCUGAUGUAAUGCUUCCUUCUCUAGCAGGGAGUCGCCGAGUCGUGCGUCUGCGCUCAAGACUAGCAAUCUCAACUCACCCAUUGGUGGUGCCUCACACGCGAGACUGCACCAUGUUCUCCAAGAACAACCGUAGCUCAUUGGUUGUACGGAAAACAACCACGAAGUACUCAGAUACAAUUCGGUGUCGAUGGGACAUUUCACGCACUCGCCGAUGAGUGUGGUAGGAGGAAUGGCCGAUAGCCAGCAUUCCUGUAUGUUGUCGAGUCAUCGUCCGGAAUACAACCUCUUUUGCGACGCCGGUGGCCUAAAAA